AUGAGAUUCACCAAAUUGCCAAAUUGCCAAAUACCAAAGUUCAACAUAUUCAAACGAUCCACUAUCAACCGUAACCGUUUGCCAUCGAAGAAGCUGUCAUGCCCAUGCUCAUUCACAUGUAUUUACACUUGUGUUCGUUCAUUUUCCCCCGCAAACACACAGAUACCGUACAUCGAGAUCGAGUUCCGCGAUGCGCCGAAGAAGCGCAUCAAGCGCAACCUCUCGCUCAACUGUGACGAGAAUGCGAACGAGACGCGCUGCUGCCGGUACCCGCUGACGGUGGACUUUGAGAAGUUUGGCUGGGAUUGGAUCAUCGCGCCGAAGCGCUACGAAGCGUGGUACUGUGCCGGUGAGUGCAUGAUCAGCUUCCUGCCCAAGUACGAGCACACGCACGUGAUGCAGCUCAGCACCUCGGCCAUACCGUGCUGCUCGCCGAAGAAGAUGAACUCGAUCCGGCUGCUGUACUUUGACAUGAGCUACAACGUGAUCUACAGCACCAUACCGAACAUGGUGGUGGAAAAGUGCAGUUGUUCCUGAGUUCUUCGGUGCUUACAAGCGAGACCCGGAAAUUGGACGCGAAAGAAGGUGAACAUGAUGUGACAAGAGUAUGCAUUGGUAGGCAAAAGGACAAAUCAUGAACAGGAUUACAGAAAUGGGCAGAAAUUGGCAGAAAAGAUGAAAGAAGUAAGUAACAAAUAAUGCUGGGGGCUAAAAUAAUUAGUGUAAAGUACAACAAAAUAACGACACAAAACAACAAGAAAAAAAAAACAUAAAUAGAAAACAACAGUAAUCAACAAACAAACGAAUCAAAAACGAUAAAAACAUACACAACACACAACACAAAACAAAAGAAAUAGACAAUAACAGCACAAUUCAAACGGAGAUAGAGUAAGAAACAACAAAAUUGACGAAAAAAAAAAUCAAAACAUUGCUACUAAAAAUUCGCUUAAAAAGGAAGAUGGUAGAGAAAACAGGAAACGUUUUGUUUUUGUCUUUCAAAUCUACUUCUACAACGAGUCUGAGAAAGGUCGGCAACAUUUUGGAGCUUAACUAAAAAUUAGUCUAGAUCGACUUAGCCAGUUAGUAAGGGUAGCGAAAUUAUAAAACACAUUAUCACAUAGGCAUCACUAAAUUUUAGGCAA
This is a messenger RNA of Anopheles coluzzii, 1142 nucleotides long. Its product is annotated as growth/differentiation factor 8-like. Gene Ontology annotation, biological process: SMAD protein signal transduction. The record is from RefSeq and is a predicted model, not a curated record. Gene Ontology annotation, cellular component: extracellular region. Lineage: Eukaryota; Metazoa; Arthropoda; Insecta; Diptera; Culicidae. The transcript has 2 exons. Gene Ontology annotation, molecular function: cytokine activity; growth factor activity. The coding region runs from base 1 to 537 and encodes 178 amino acids.